This is a messenger RNA of Xyrauchen texanus (razorback sucker), 3395 nucleotides long. RefSeq lists its product as uncharacterized. The record is from RefSeq and is a predicted model, not a curated record. The transcript has 8 exons. The coding region runs from base 295 to 1860 and encodes 521 amino acids. NCBI's taxonomy places the organism in Eukaryota, Metazoa, Chordata, Actinopteri, Cypriniformes, Catostomidae.
GCCACAAGACUCAGUUACAUACUCAUUCACUCACUCAGGCAGGCACACUGAAGAACAACCAGACUCAUUCUCUUACAUUCACUUGUGUGGAAGGCAGUAAGACGUUAUUCUGCAAAUAUGUCUAAAACAGGAUUUAAGCCAAGCAGCACACCUUUCUGGGACAUUUCAACAAUCUAAACUCUCAGUUGAGAAGGAAGAUAAUUCAACACUACGGUAUGAGGUGUACUUGAAUAAGUCAGAGAAGAGAUCUAUUCAACUUGUCACUCAAAGCUGCUGGAGCUGUGGACGUCCACGAUGAGUCUAAAAAAGAGGAAACCGAGCAUGGUGUUCAACUGGCACAAGUCUUUUGCCAUCCUUGCACCAUGGAGAAAAGGCAGAGGGGAUAUAGUGGUUGAGAAUGAGGUUGUAUUGACAAAGAUGAAGUUCCUCAAUAACUUCCCUGAGAAACUCCUAAAUGUUGAAGAUUCCAUUUCAAUCAUCUCAAACUCAAUGUCUGAGCAGGAAAACUCUGAGCCCUUCCAGGCCGAUGAGGUGAUCUCAAUCCACAGUGCUGCUCCUGAGCCAGCAGUACUUGAAUCAAAAACAGACUUUCUAUCUACAAUUUUCACAGAUACUACACAUCCAAGGUUGUACAAAUUUGAAUCGGAGGACUCAGGGGUAGAGAUGACUAGCGGAGCAACUUCCCCAUCCACCCCUACAAGUUCAGAGCAAAGCUUUGUAGUCCACAGUAGAGAAUUUUCAUGUGACUGUAGUAACCUGAACUCUCCUGUACUGGCCAAAAGUCUUCUUGAAGAAAGUUCAGACUCUUUGGAAACUGAACAAACAUCUUGUACGUGUGCUAAACAAGAUAAUCUUGUCAUUCUUGGAGAUAGAAUAGAAGAUGAGAAUGCUGCUGAUGAUUUAAUGGACGUCACAGAAAAUUCAGAGAGGUCCGAGGACAGAGCCCUGUGGCACACCAGAGAGAACUGCAAGGAUGGCAUAGAAAUCAGAAUAGUACAGGAGGAAAUAAAAGAGACUGCAACGGCUGAGGACACAAAGUCAAGGAACCGAUGUUCUAUUGAAGCAUAUGAUGGCAAAACAGGACCUGAAUUUCAACAACAACCUUUGAGAAAAUGUACAAGAAGAGACAGUCUGGAUGAGUACAUGGAAGAGUGCUGCAGGCUUAGUGAGGUGAGCCAUGCCAAACAGUCUAAUCCACUGGGCUCUGGACUGGGCUACCUGGAGCACAUCUGCCAGCUCAUAGAGAAGAUUGGGCAGUUACAAGAACACAACCUCCGACUACAGAAACAGAUCUGUGGCCGACAGAAGGAAGACAGAGUGAUCAAGACUAAAGAGGACUUUUUCCUGCAGCACUGUAGCUGUGGAGCAGCCAGUCUGGCCUUCAAGGAACUGAGGAGACACUUUCGCAGUGACCACUACAGCAUGACGGUAUCAAGCGGCACGCUGUCCGACCUCACCACGAUCCCUGAGGUCACACGAAUCCCCCUCAGUGCAGCCAUAACAGAUGGUGAGGUGGGCUGCCAAUCAGCUCUUCCUCUUUGGAGGCGAGGUCUGAACAGGAGGAGCUACACAGAAGGAGAUGCCAAGUACCUGAGUGACAGCGCUGAGGUCCUCUCUGCUCCUCACAGACGAGCUUGUCUGCAGUUAAGUGAGAACUAUACUUGGGGAAGGGUGAAAGAACUGGUAAAGAUGACCAAAUUGAGGAACCAGAGCAGACUGGGACUAUCAUCUGGCUCCCUGAAGAGAUCCUGUCCACAGCUCUACCGACCGGAUGUGAUGUCAGCAGAGAGGCCCAGGAUAAACCGUAACUCCAUGAUCGCUCUGGGCCAUCACAAACUGGACUAUCUUUGGCCACAGUAGUAUUAACCAGACAUUGAGCAGAUGGCCAUCUGAGCAGUUUUUUCCAUAAAGUGAAGGACAAAGUCAGGGUUUUUGGAGUCCGGAUUGGGAAUAAAAAUGCAUUAGGAGAAAAAGCUGAGAAAAUGAACGGGACUGGAUGAGUAAUGAUGGCAUAAAGUUUUUAUUGUUUGUACAUAAUACUUUAAGAGAUGUUUAUAUGUUGAUGGAAAUGUUAAGUUGACCUCAUGAUGGAGCUUGCUUGUAUGACAUUUCUAUACAUGUCAUUUAUCAUUGUAUAAAGCACUAGUUAGAACACUACAACAAAAAAGUAUUUUCAGAAUGUGAUCUCAGACAAAGGGAAUUAUGGUGUAUUCUAAUAAUAAUGUAUAGUCUAAUGUAAAUUACCAGAUGUUGAACAUUUUGUACAAUAUUUGCAAUAAACUCUAACAAAAGUUGAACAUACAUACUUUAACUAUGAUACAGAUACUCCUUGGAAAAUAAUUUGUAACUCUUUGUACCACUAUUAUAAAAACUGCCUUAUGUGUAUACACAGAUGUAACAAAUAUGUGUGUAGAAUCUAUGAUGUAUGGAACAUUUGUAUGGAUAAGUGGAAGAGUCUUUUGCAGGGCACUCCCAUGUCUGAAUUCCUACAUCUCUACAGUCAUAUGUCGCUCUAAUGAUGAGGCUUAUGGUAACACAUACAUGACUUACUGUAUGACCAUUCUGUACUCUGCUCGCCUGUCUGAUGUUAUAUAAUGUCUGUGACCUUUCUCCUCCCUUAAUGUUUAGUAAUGCCAGUGCAGGAACCUGAAAUAUUAUCUUUAACUAUGAAUUUACAAAUGAUUCUACAAGUGCCUGCAAAAUAUCAGUCCAAAGAUAUAAACACUGUAUCAAUUAAACAGUAUAAAAUACAGGGCAGUGUGCAGUGAUAUAACCAAACCAAGCUGGCUAAAUGGUUUUACUCAACUCUUGUUUAAUGCUUUAUGCUAGGAUAAAUAUCUAGAGGGUGGAUGCAAUGCACUCGACUGCUCGCAUAUGGGUUGCCAGCUUAUCCACGGUAAAAAGAACCAUCAUGAAAAGCAAUAAGUUAAGCUCAGAAAGUGAGCAAAGAGGCCUUUAUCAGAGUGUAGUGCAUUAUUGUAGUGCUGUCUUUGUUGCCAGUUGAUCGAGUGAGGUACUAAAAGUCUGAUGUUUAGUCUGGAUAAGGUCUAUACAUUAAAUUAUGUUACAAACCACUUGCAAUCUUUCAAGUGAAACAUAAAACAUUGGUUUCUACUUAAAGAUAAUUAAUGUUUGUAACAUGAUAUUGAUCUGGCCAGGCACAUUUUAUGUACGCUUGACAUAUUGUUUUAUACAGUAGUCACUGUUCUGUGUUCUCUUAAUCAACAAGUGCUCAGAAAAUGAAUGAGAGCUGAUGUAAAGCAAAACUUUUUGUCUGUCUUGUUAGGGACAGAAGAUAUAAGAUCUGUAUAUAUAUCUUUUGUAUUGUAGCGUACCAAAUGGACAGAAUAAUUGAAUAUUCAUAUUGCUUUGUUAUUCAAAGUUAUUUUUAAUAA